Messenger RNA from Macrosiphum euphorbiae (potato aphid), 657 nucleotides. Lineage: Eukaryota; Metazoa; Arthropoda; Insecta; Hemiptera; Aphididae. The record is from the annotation of a GenBank genome assembly.
AUGUCGAACACACACACAGGGUUACCUCAAGGCAGUUGUCUCAGCCCUCUACUAUUUAACAUAUACAUAUCUGUUAUCACACUCGCUCUGGAAGAAGCCAACAUCCCGUACCUCAUAUACGCGGAUGCCUUAGUUAUCUUCCACUCCCAUAAAGAUUUAAAUCAAGCAUCAUUUCUCCUCAACCACGCUCUGUCCAUUCUGGCUAGCAAUUUGAACAAGCUACAUUUCUCUGUAGUGACUCACAAAUGCAAGGUAGUUAUUUUCACAAGGAAACGUCGAUUUGUUCCUCUUAAAUUGUUAUUAGAUGGCGACCCACUGCCUGUUGUUUCUGAAAUUCAAUACUUGGGUCUUAUUUCGGACAGCAAUCUCCGAUGGAAGGCAGAUAUAUUUCAGUUAACUUCUUUUGCCUACAAAUGGGCAAAUUUGUUAAGGGCUUUAGUUGGUAGUUGGUGGGGUUCACGCCCCUCUUCCCUACUACAAGUUUACAAGUCUAUCAUUAGAGCAAAGAUUGAAUAUGGUUGUUGUUUUUUUGGCUCCACCGCCUUGUCACACCACAAGAAAUUAAAUUCACUACAGGCUAGUUGUCUACGCACUGCGCUCGGGUCCAACACCUACUUACAAUAUGGACAUCUCUCUCCAACCAAAAAUCUCAGCUAA